AUGCUAAAACUAUGCAAAAGAUCCACCGUUCCCGGAACUACAUCUUCCUCGAAGAAGACAAGCGCUUCUAUGCCGAGAAGCACGGAGAUAGGAAGACAACCUCGUCUAAACCUUGAGAAGAAGCCGGUGGAGGUACGAAGAAGACACGACCCCAAGAGGUCGCUCCUCACAGCGUUCGCAGCAGCCGACGACAAGUCCGAGCAAGAAUAUACCGCAUCGAUCUCAAUACCGCACGAUGCUACUCCACUCGGAGAUGACAACGACGCCAAAGCUUUCUGCAAGUUCCACGGAAAGACCGGCCACGCCACUGAAAACUGUAAACACCUCAUUGGAAGCCUCCUAGACGGUGACGACUCUAUAUAUCAGAAAUCAAGGAGUACGAGAGAAAGGCCGUCACAGCACGGCGCUAUCCAUAUUUCCAUAAAGGAAUCCCUACCAUCGCCUUUACGGAUAAGGAUGCGGGCGGGCUUGAUACCCCUCAUCUCGACCAACUCGUGGUCACUCUGCAAAUUCACGACUGCGAUGUCGCAAAAAUUCUGGUCGACACCGGGAGCACGGUGA
Messenger RNA from Microthlaspi erraticum, 561 nucleotides. NCBI's taxonomy places the organism in Eukaryota, Viridiplantae, Streptophyta, Magnoliopsida, Brassicales, Brassicaceae. The record is from the annotation of a GenBank genome assembly.